This is a messenger RNA of Drosophila obscura, 953 nucleotides long. It is a transcript of the gene Prosalpha7, whose product is annotated as proteasome subunit alpha type-3. Bases 92 to 856 code for a protein of 254 amino acids. NCBI's taxonomy places the organism in Eukaryota, Metazoa, Arthropoda, Insecta, Diptera, Drosophilidae. Gene Ontology annotation, biological process: ubiquitin-dependent protein catabolic process. Gene Ontology annotation, cellular component: proteasome core complex, alpha-subunit complex; proteasome core complex; nucleus. The transcript is spliced from 3 exons. The record is from RefSeq and is a predicted model, not a curated record.
UUGAUCGAUAAAUCCGCGGUCACACUCAAAGCAAAAGCCGUCAAAUCAUUCUCUAAUUUAAUUUUUUGCAUAUAAAAUUUAAAUCAACACAAUGAGUACAAUUGGAACUGGUUACGACUUGUCGGCAUCGCAGUUUUCGCCGGACGGUCGCGUCUUCCAAAUUGACUAUGCUUCCAAAGCCGUGGAGAAGAGUGGCACCGUUGUAGGAAUCCGUGGCAAGGACUGCGUCAUUCUUGCCGUUGAGAAGAUAAUAACCAGCAAAUUAUAUGAGCCCGAUGCCGCUGGACGCAUUUUCAUCAUUGAGAAAAACAUUGGCAUGGCCGUGGCUGGGCUGGUGGCCGAUGGAAACUAUGUGGCUGAUAUUGCCCGCCAGGAGGCAGCAAACUACCGUCAGCAGUUUGAGCAAGUGAUUCCUUUGAAGCACCUAUGCGACCGCGUGUCCGCCUAUGUCCAUGCCUACACUUUGUACAGUGCAGUCCGUCCCUUUGGACUGUCUAUUAUCCUUGCCUCGUGGGAUGAAAAUGAUGGGCCCCAGCUCUACAAAAUUGAGCCAUCCGGCUCGUACUUUGGGUACUUUGCCUGCGCCAGUGGAAAGGCCAAGCAGCAGGCCAAGACCGAGAUGGAAAAGUCACGAUUUGUCGAUAUGAGCACUGAUGAGCUCGUUAAAAAGGCCGGUGAAAUAAUCUACCGCGUUCAUGAUGACGUUAAGGACAAGGAAUUCCGUUUCGAAAUGGGUAUAGUGGGCAGAGAAACCGAGGGCAUUUAUCAAAUCAAUCCCAAGAGAUUGACCCAGGAGGCCAUCAAUGCCGGAGUAAAUGCUAAUGAGGAAGAUGACAGCGGCGAUGAGGCGCAUUAAUUUUUGUAUGGCAGUGAAUCUAAUUCUAGGCCCAAAAAAUGUAACAUUAAUUUUAUAUUCUCUAUUCGCGUAAUGAAUACACAUAUUUGGGUUAAAA